This is a messenger RNA of Adineta ricciae, 756 nucleotides long. The record is from the annotation of a GenBank genome assembly. Lineage: Eukaryota; Metazoa; Rotifera; Eurotatoria; Adinetida; Adinetidae.
AUGCCUACGAUUAAAUACCGUCCACCAAAUGCACCCUAUCACAUAGCUAUUCUUGGUCGUUCGGGUGUAGGUAAAAGUUCGCUAUGCAAUUCGAUUCUCGGUCUUUCGCCUGAACAAACCGAAUCCGCUCCGGUUGGUGUGGUCGAAACAACUCUACUGCCGACGUCGUAUAAACUGACCGAAAAUGUCUUUCUCUGGGAUGUACCUGGUGUCGCAACGCCGACGAUUUCGAAAAGCGAUUAUUGUACACUAAUUGAUAUAAAUCGUUAUGAUAUGUUUCUAAUUUUAUCUCGCGGGCGUUUUACUGAAAUUGAUUUGUGGUUGAGUGAUAUUGUCCGAGAUCGUUUUAGCAAAACUCUUUUCUUCAUUCGAACCGGUAUCGAUGAAGAAUUACGAAAUCAUCGCCGCGAUUAUCCUACGAAUUUCAACAUCAUUGACGUGCUCAAUCUCAUUCGUGAUAAUUGUCUUCGCAAUCUCCAAGCCAAUCUCUCUGCGGUGGAUCUUUCCCUUUACCUGAUCAACACAAAAGACCCAACCAAAUACGAUUUUCCGAAGCUAAUCGAUGAUAUUAUGAAGCAUAUUAAUAAUGAGAAAGAUAACUGUGAAAUCACGCUAAUUAAAGACGAUCGAGAACAACAAGCAACAGCAACAGUAUCUCUCCCGGUAACUGUUCUACAAACAGCACAAACAGUCGUAACCAAAUGGGCACGAUUCGGUCUCGUUUCUUAUCUGUAUGAUAAAUAUACAAAUAAAUGA